This is a messenger RNA of Nymphaea colorata (pocket water lily), 6500 nucleotides long. RefSeq lists its product as uncharacterized. Lineage: Eukaryota; Viridiplantae; Streptophyta; Magnoliopsida; Nymphaeales; Nymphaeaceae. The transcript has 3 exons. The coding region runs from base 3198 to 5825 and encodes 875 amino acids. The record is from RefSeq and is a predicted model, not a curated record.
ACAAGGUAUGUCACAUAAUUUAAUGCAUUACAGGCAAUUUCUUUGUAAUGACAUCAGGCACUCAAAUGGUAGAUGGAGUUAACCUGAAUUUUCUCGUAAGAUCAGAUCUUGGGGGUUUGACUUUAAAGCAGCUGCAUAUUAUUCUCACCCUUCUGUCGAAAUGAUGGUAGUGGUUGGGUCCAUUAAAUGCACCAUGAUUUGGGCUUCUUAUAGUUUAGUAUGCUGCUGAUGGUGUUCUUUGGGACAGAAGGAAACACUGUUCUAUGCUAUAGGGUUUUGCUGUUGAUACUACUGGAAUUCUCAAGACUUGUUGACUUUAGCUUCAGUAAUGGUGGCAUAAUUAAGUUUUGGGAAAGGAGUUGGACAUGGAAAUAGAGAUCCCUCAGUUUCAAACUUGUUCAGCCAUCAAAAGUGAUGAGAUAUCCCUCUGAAGGAUUACUGUGAAAAAAAUAUCUCUUCAACUCGGAAUGGUUUCAAGAAAGUUGGUUUCUGUGAAUAUCUGAUACUGCUGAAGGUUGUGGUGCAUUUUAGUUGAAUGCUGAAACUGAGUUUCAACUGGGGGUGAACAAGAUUAAUACCUUCUUUAAUUCAUCCAAAGAGGGGCAAUUUUCUUGCUUUUCUUCUUUAAAAUUUAAAUAUUUGAAAAUGUAACAUUAAGGACCAGUUUUGGUCAAUAUCAUCAGAAGAUCAUAUUGUUUAGCUUUUUUCUAAAGUUUUCCUUUGAGAAUUUGUUUCUUGUUUUUAACUUUAGUGAUAUCUUCUAAAAAAAAAAAGGGAAAAAGGAUUAACAUCUUUCUAACUAAGAAUGGUGAUGUUUUCCUAUUUUAUUUGUCUCGCAGAAGUUGCAUAUUUCUUGCCAUGCAAUUUCUUGGUGAGGUCCUUAAUUGUUUUGCAAUAAUUUGGGAUUCAGGGCCUUUUCCCCUGCCAAGGUAUUCAGCUCCUUAUUAUUAGCUUGAAGAGUGAAUACAUAAGGUAAUGUCAAAGAAAGUUAUUUGCAGGGUCCAUCCCAAGUUUUCCAUUCAAGUGAAAACCUGCUGAGGGAUAGGCCCUCAUCCAUUUUAUUAGCAAAAAAUGGGAUAUAUACAACAAAAAAAUCAGAUCCUUGUCAGGAUGAUAACAUUACCAAAAGGAAAGUUGACUGGGAUCCCAGCCAACUUGUCCCGCAAUACAUUCUCUAUAUCCCCUAUCACCGGAACACAAAAACAACAUACUACAGACUUCCACUGAAGGCUGAUGGUACGCCAACUGCAAUUUGCUGAUAAGCCUCUGCGCAUGCAAAAGAUGUCUUGCCCUAUCUGAGGUCCCUUUGAUGACUUUGUCUAACUUAUCUUUUCAAGCCUCAUUGUUGGCUUGUACAACAAUGAUAUGCUCAAAAGUAUUAAUCUUCUCUAGACAUUUAUUCAAGAAUCAAAACCCAGUUCUCAGAUUUCCAUUGCUGCACUCGUUUUGGCAGGGGAUUUGUUAUUUCUGGCAACACAUUUUGUCAAGCGUUGUGACUGGUGAGAAAGUUGCUUUGUUCUCGUUGCUGCCAGUUCUACACUUUUGGGAUACAAAAUAUUGGAUUCCCUAUGGAAAUGUCAGUUUUGUGACUCUAUGUCUUGCUGGAAAUGAAUGGAAGGCUGUCUAAAGGAAGUCUGCACCUGCUUUUGACUGAAUGAUGACAACUCCUGGCUUGUAAAUAAUGACACUUCCUAACUGUAACCCACAUUGGAAUCGCUAAGCUAAAAGUUUUCCAUUUCUUAUCCUCUGAUUAUGAUUGUCAUCCAUUCUUGGUAGCACCUUGCUGCAUUUGUUUUCCUUUAUGAAAUAUUUGGUUUAGCAACCACAAAAGCACAUCUACUAUGUCACACAGGUGUGGGGUGUGGCAUUUUUCAAAAAUCAUGGAUGCAAGUCCAGUAUCUAUCUAUCUAUCUCUCUGUCUGUCUAUCGAUGAUUCUAUAUAUGUAUGUGUGUGUAUAUGUGUGUAUAUUGUCCAUAAACAGAAACUAAGAAUUACAGAUAAUAAGCUAUGAUUCUCUGAAGAAAAAGAAAGCAAGUGUUCAUGAUACUUAGCGCAGGUCUCUAUCGUAAAAGUUUUUCAAGUUAAUGGAAGCUAUACUCCCCUUUUUGGGCCUCUUUUUGUUUGGUCUUCAAUUGUGCUUUAUUAUUCUCUUUGGAAGUUUUACAAUAUCAAUUAGCACACAUAAAAGGUUCUUUUUUAUACAAGGAGCUAAGCGUUCCUUGGUUCAUUGUGAUACCUUUUUCACUAAUCUUUUUUUCCUGUCUUAUGUAUCAGAAAUUUGACAUCUAAACUGCUAUAAAACUAGCUUUAACCAUGUUGUCUGACUCUACCUUUUAGCCAUUGUUCUUGCAGCCUGUUUAGCAAGAAUUGCAUAGUUUUCUUCUCUAUCCAGGCUCUUCUUUUGCCUCACUAUAUUUUCACAUUCAUCUGUGGUUCAAUUAGUAACAAAAAAACAUGCUUUAAUCUAUCUUUAAAUCGGUCAUCUUCAGGCAAUUCUUUUUCCAUCUAUUCUAUACCUUAUGAUGUAGUUUUCAUUUUUGAUGAAUAGAUAAAUGAAUAUCUACUUUUUCUUGUCCUUGCUUUUGCAUCUAAUUUGAUGUAAAUUUCAUAUUCUCUAGUAGAAAGAUGGCAAAAUUUUCAUAACCAGUCAUACGUAUGACCAAUCCUCUAUGUAUCUCUUUAAAUGGCAUUAAUAAACCAAAAAGCUGUUGAUGGAUGUUUAGUAUACUAAUAUGUAUUUCAAUUUGCUAAAUACGUCACUGAGGGGAUGUGAUUUUUUUCUUUUGUUUUUCAUCAUAUACAUGUUGAAGCAUGUAUAGAAAAUCUCAUUGUGAACAUCACUUGUCAACCACUGAUUACAAGGAUAGGACAAAUAUGAGGCAGGCUGUAGUGCAUUUAAUCUUUAAUAUGUUCUUCCAUGCCACAUUUGCUAUAGAAGUCUAGCAGUAUUCAUUUGGCCAUUGACUCCUGUUUAUAGAAAUCAUGGUUUUAUUUAAUUUAUUUUGUGACAGAUCAUUUAUCCAUUUCAAAUGCUGGCAUUGCAUCCAUAAAUAUGAAUAAUUGACAUUUUUUCAUGGUUAACGGUGACUCUGAUUUGAUCUCAGAAAGAACCUAAUGAAAUUGUGCACCUGAGAGAGUUGUAUGUGCCUUGGAUGCCGUUCCCGUUGUUGAGUUCUGUUGGCUAAGUGAUCGGUCAAUGAUGUGGAAUACUUCUCAAAACUGCCAUCGUGAAUUUGAUGGGGCCAUCUUCAUGUGCAAUCGUGAAACUAAGAAAGAGUGCCUAGCGAGAGGACUUUUUGGUCUUCCACCUUCCCAGGCUCAAUUUGUGCAAAAAAUUAAAUCAGGAAUGAUAUUAUUUCUAUUUGAAUACGAGGAAAGGAAACUUUUUGGUGUAUUCGAGGCAUCUUCAGAUGGUGGUAUUGGUAUUGUACCUGAGGCAUUCAGUUCCUCCGGGAAAUCAUUCUCUUCUCAGGUACGCAUUCAAAGGAUAUGGUCCUGCUACCCUCUGUCUGAACCUGAGUUCUACAAUGCACUGAAAGAUAAUUACUAUACAUCAAACAAAUUUCGUUUCUUUCUCACGGAAAAACAGGUUGAAGAUCUUAUAAUAUUGUUUUCUUCUAAGAAAAUAAAAAAUCAGGUUUCAGGGGAUACAGAAAUGCAUUAUUGGGCCAUGGAUCAAUUCAAGAAACAUGGUCGAGGUACGAGUCCGAUGAAUGAGCAUGAAAAAUCUGUAGAAGAAAGAGUCUCAGAAGAAAAGGUUGCUCUCACUAGCCUGGCUGAUUUAAGACAUAACUUUGACAUUUGUAAGCCAUACUUUGUACAGGUAGAUUACCUGAAUAAAUUGCAUGGGCAAGGUUCCCACUCAGAAAAUGAAAACAACUCAGCUCCAUAUAGAACAGUUUCAGCACCUUGUUCUGAUGCAAGCACCGCUGCAGAUUUUUUGGGUGAGGAUAUAUCAGAUCUGCCUCAGUAUUCCAUCCCUUGUCUACAAUACCAUCAAGAUCCUUUUUCUUCAGAAAUUGAGCAGUAUAGCAAGCAAGCACUUGUACAGGAACUUACAAAGCCAAGUGUUCCGGGCAGUCUCAUGCUUGCUGAUGACCCUAUGCCUGUCCCAUAUUCUCGUUUCAAUGUACCUCAAAUGGGCAUGGAAACCUCAGAUUUCUCUAGCUGUCAGGCAGAUUUUAGCAGUAGUGAUCCUCUUGUUUGGUGGCAUGGACUUGGGCUUCAAGAUUUAGAAAAUGUUAAUGCGGUUGAUAAUGAUGUGCAUUAUCAACAUCCUGUUUGCCCUUCUUUUUAUUCAGAUCAAUAUAUGAAGAGGACUAGUGCUUUUGAGCGUCUAUCAUUCACUCAUGAAAGUGUUAGGGAUCAUGAGAACAAUGUGGAUGCUUCUGCUCAUGAUCUUAUUGAGUUGUUGGCUGAAAGAAGGAAAAUAUGGAGAGUGCCCGCUCACAAGAAGGAAAGAGCCCAGCAUUUUUGUGGAACUGACCAAGAGCAUCUGACUGAAGAAGAGGUGGAUGCAAUUGUCACACUAGAGGUUGAUGAUGAAGCUUGUACCUCGUUUGAGGAAGCUGAUCAUGGUAGAAGGCAGUUUCCCAAUUUUAGGCGCAGGAGUGACAUUCGUAAAGAGAUUAACAAUGGAGGAACUUCUGAAGAAGGAGAUUUGAAAGUGGACUCCUGCCAUGUAACAAAGCGCAGAAAAUUGAUCCGGCCUUCUCUUAGCAAGAUGCCUUCUUCAGUUGAACAUGUUAGCGAAGAGAACAAAGCAGCAAGUCAGGGAGAAGCGGGUGCUAUUGAUCAGUGUGCUUUGCACUUGCUAAAGCAACAUUCAGAAGAUGGUGCUUGUGAAGGUCUGCAAGGGUCGUUUCAAAUUCUUAUUGGGCCUGUUGGUUGUAUAGAUCAGAAUGUUGUUGGUCAGGAACAGCAAAAACCACUGCUACAGGAAACAGGUAGCAACUCUGGGCAACUGGAUGUCCCCCAAUCUGCAUUGUCAGUAGCAAAUACUAGUGGUGAUGAAGAUGAGAAUCAGUUCAUGCGAACAGGGUGCUUGACUCCAAAUCCCAUAAUAUGCUUGGGUGCUCAACCGGAGGUUAAUUACCAACAUUUGGUUGACAAUGAAAAUGGCAAUUUGGCAGCAUGGUCCCAGGCUAUUCAGCAGGAAAGCAUUUCAAAUGUUGAUGAUAACCAAGAUGGUAAUCCAAUUUUACAAUCAGGGCCACUGACUCAAAAUGCCACAGUAGUAUUGGCUGAUCAAGUAGUGGUUAAGCAUGGGCAUUUGGUCCAUGAUAGGGAAGGUGACUUGGAUGAGCUACCUGAAACUGUUCAGCAUGAGAGCACUUUGGAAACUGUAGAAGAUCAAAGUAAAAUUGUGCAGUCUGAAAAUGAGAAGCAAAUUUUGCAUACAGGAUCAUUGCCUCAUAAGACUCAGAUGGUUUUAGCUGAACAAGCUGAAAAUAAGCACAGACAUUUAAUUCAUGAUGGGCAGGGUGAUGCGGAAGAGUUGUCUCAAGCUAUUCAUCAGCAAAGCACUGCAGAAGAUGUCAGAAAGGAUGAAAGUGACCUUGAGCAGCCUCAAAAUGGGAAUCAGAUUUUGCAAGAUGAAUCCCAUCCUCGAAAUGUCAAAGCAUCAUUAGCUGAAGAAGCUGGCGUUAAGCAUAACUAUUUGGUUCAUGAGGGGGAGGUUGUCUUGAGUGAGUUGUCCCAGGAUACUCAGCAAGAAAUCUCUAUGGUACGUGUACAAAAAAAUCAAGAUAUUCAGCUUUAUCACAAUGAGGAUCAGAUUUUGGAUACAGGAUCCUUGUCUCGGGGAAAUAAUAACUCUGGCUGAAGCUGAAAUCAGUCCUGAAAACUUGACUCGUAAUGCGGUGGGUGAGUUGAGAGAGUUAUCCCAAGCUAUUCAUCUGGAGAGUACCAAGGCAAAUAUAGGAAAUGAUCAUGGUCUGCAAGAAAUUGUAGUGGGAAAAGUUAGAGACGCUCAUGCAGAAGGCCGAGUAUAGCAGGAGAACAAUCUCAAUGAAAGUUUUAUGGAUUGUUCAUGUGGUCUUGUCUGAGAAGGUUUUGUGUAUAUGUGAAAAUGCAUUAAUGUUUGAAGUAGGAGUGGCCAUGUUGAUAUCGAGGAAAACGGUUAUUCAGCUGGAUAUGAUAAAUGUCAUGCCACUAUUCAAGAGAUGGUUGAUACCCGGUGUAAAUGUUAGGCGGUAUUGCAAUUACUGCAAUUUUUUGUUGAAGAAUGAGGCUUGAUUAAGAACCUUUGUCACAUCGCGGCCUUAUUGAUGCAGCAACUUUUCAGUUUGAGUUUUGAAUCCGGCAUUCUCUACUUAAGCCAUCCUAGAGAAUUCUUUUUUCUGUUGGCCGUUUUGAAAAGGUAGGCAUCAUUAGUUUGCCCUUUUAUUUUCUUCUAUUUUUGUAAUGGAACCUUUUUAUAUAAAUUCUUGGGUUGCGUGCUUAUGAACGACUUGACCUGCAAGGGUAGUGUCAAUGAUUUAUGCGUGUCUGUUUACCA